Meleagris gallopavo (turkey) is the source of this 6447-nucleotide messenger RNA. The record is from RefSeq and is a predicted model, not a curated record. NCBI's taxonomy places the organism in Eukaryota, Metazoa, Chordata, Aves, Galliformes, Phasianidae.
AGCAUCUUGCAGCUGGGGCUGCUGGGGAUGUGGCUGCAUGGCUCCAGGAUCCCCAUGGCUCCAGGAUCCCCAUGGCUCUUGCAUUCCCACAAGUCCUGGUCCCACAACAGGGUGUGCAGAGUCAGGCUGGGCUGCUCAGCUGCUUGAGCAAAGUGCUUUUGGUGAGGGCGAUGCUGAGACAGCACUGGGCAGUGGUCGGUGUUGGUGAGGGGCAGUGCUUCUUCUUCUCCUCUUUGCCUUUUCCAUCGGGGCAGCUGCUGGCCCCUUCCUUCCAGUGCUCAUUUGGGUCUUGCUAUUUCCCGGAGCUGGGUUCCUGUCCUCCCUCCUCCUCCUCCUCCUCACUGGAUUGGGCCCAAAGCCCUGUGAACACGCUGGGGGAUUUGUGUGGUUUGGCUUUGUAAUGAUUAUCCGAUCUUUUUGGCUUUUGGAUCUGAAGUUCUGCAGAUCACUGUGGCAGUGUUUCUGGUUGGGGUUCCUUUUGUUGCUGUUGUUUCUUUUUGUCUCUGGGCAGAGUAUUUGCGUACCGUGGGGUAAUUUGUCUGUACUGGUGAUGCUUGGACUGUGCUCAGACGGCUUUGCACCUUCCCCUCUAUUCUGCGCCAUCAUUCAGGCAACAGUCAGGCAAACCACCCCUGUGUGUGACAGCACUGUGAUGGGAAACCUGCCCUUCUCCCAGUGGAUAACAGCAAAUGAACCCGGUGGGCUCCGAAGCCCUGCUGGGUGGAUGCUGAUCUCCUGUGUUGUCACAUUCCUUGGCCAAAAUGAAAUGCGUCCAAAAAUGACUCCAGAAGCAGGAGCUAAAAGCUCACUGGUCCCAUAGCACGGACUUAAAUCAGUCUUCCUUCUCCAAAAGGAGCGGUCAGGCACUGGGACAAGCAGCCUGGUGGAGCCUUUUCCAACCUUGAUCCUGUGAUUCCAAGUCAAAGUUUUUUUGUGGAAGAAAUCUGAUUACUCUCUGGCUUUAUUAGAAUAGCGUGGGGGUUCACGGGGAGAAGUGGAGGGUGUGAGAGCUGUGGGUGCCGGUUGCGUCCAAAGGAUUUUUGUCCUUCCUCUGUGCCGGGGCCUGGGGUGAACACAUUCAAUACAAACCCAGGUUUAUGGGGUUAGCGAUGGCAGUGGGAAACCUUUGGGGAACCCAGUGCUGUAUGGGUGAUUUCAAUGGCUCAGCAGAUCCUGCUGCAGCAGAGCUCGGGGUGCACUGCGUGCUGCUGGCACAGCGUCGUUAUCCGGGCUGAGCCCGUGCAUCCUCCUGGGACUCUUCGUAUGUAUGGCCAAGAGGAGACGUGUGGCUGUGUUCAUUGAUAAUGCCCUGCUGAGCUGCGUUAGGGCUCCAAAAAGAAAAUCCCAGCCCUGGGGAAGGCUCUCCUGUGCUGCCGGGGGGGGAGCAGCUGUGUUUUCACGUGUUGGCGCUCUGCCAUUACAAUGAGUCUCUCAGAACUCAAGGUGUAGACUCACUGGCAGAUUUCCCGUGAGAGCAUCCAAAUCCCGACGUCCCACACCCACAUCCCACUGCAGGAAAGCUGCAAUGCCACGAGGCUGAGCCACCAGCCAGGACCACAGCCAGCAAGCACGGGCACCGGCAGCAGGACGGCGGUGGGGAGAUGGGCUUGCUCGCAGGGCAGCACGAGCUGGCAGCAGCCUGCUGCAUGGCAUUGCUCACUGCUGCCUUCCCGUGCAGCAGCUCGGGCUGGCAGCUUGCAUGCGCUUGCAUGCUCGAAGCAAAAUCAUUCCUGAACAGUGCAUUUCACCAUUUGCCAUCACUUGUUAUGCAUUUUCGGGACAGAAUAACCCCAGUGUUGAACUUGAUGUACAAGAUUGCAAAACAGUGCAAUUGUGGAGAAUGUGGGCAUGUUGGAGCCUGAGGGGCAGUGGUUUGUAGGCAGCACUGCUCCUGGCCACCUCCUGGGGACAUUUCCUGGUCCCCAGAGGCUCAGAGCCCACGGGACCUGCACUGGGCUCAUUGCUCCUCAAGUACAGAGCUUGCCUGGGGCAGAUGGUGAAGCACCAGCGAGCACGUUGCAUGCUGGUUGCUCUCAAUUGCUCUGCCCUCAGUGCUGGGGGGUUUCCAGCAUGCCCCAGGGUUUCAGGCUGCCCCUUGCACUGCUGCUGUCCUUCUCUUUCUGCAAUACACCAUGGCUAGGCUGCAAGCAGUCAUUUAUCUGGCUGGACUGCUACUGCUUCACAGCCUGAACCAGGGCAUAAUGCAGCCCUUGGUGGAUUUGCAGCCCUCGGAGCCACACGUGAGCUGUGCAGGGAAGCAGCAGUAUUACAUGUAUUACAAGUGUGCAUGGAGAGCCCGUGGGCAGGCCUCGUGCAGCCCCUUUGAACCAGUGUUGAGCUGCAGGGUGAGGAGACGAGCAUCCCACUCAGUGCAGAGGGGGCACCAAACUGCCCUGCCCCUGCUGGGGGCUGGAAACCUAAAUCUGCACAAAGCCUCCCCAUGCAGGGCUUGGUGCCCCACGCUCGUGGCGAGGCUCCUCUGCUCUUCUCCUUGCUCGUCUUUUAAGAGGAAAAUAAUCACUUCAAAAUGAUUUUCAAGCCUUGGGGUCCUCUUCUUUUCACUCUUUGCCCACAAAGCCACAUGCUGGGCUCGGGCUCUAGCAGGGUACACCCCGGGGUGGGUGCAGGGCCCCAUCCUGCAGCUGACUAGCAGAGGCUCUGCUCUGUUGUAGGGUCGUCACGGGGCCCCAGCCCGCUCACCAUGGGGGCACAGGACACCCUGCCUGUCGCUGCCGCCUUCACCGAGACCGUCAAUGCGUACUUCAAGGGAGCUGAUCCCAGCAAGUGCAUCGUGAAGAUCACGGGGGAGAUGGUGCUGUCCUUCCCGGCAGGCAUUACCCGACACUUUGCCAACAACCCUGCUCCGGCAGUGCUCACCUUCCGCGUGCUGAACUACAACCGGCUGGAGCACGUCCUGCCAAACCCCCAGCUCCUCUGCUGUGACAGCACGCAGAGCGAUGCCAGCACGAAGGAGUUCUGGGUCAACAUGCCAAACCUGAUGACGCACCUCAAGAAGGUAUCGGAGCAGAAACCACAAGCAACCUAUUACAAUGUGGAUAUGCUCAAGUACCAGGUAUCUGCCCAGGGUAUUCAGUCUACUCCAUUAAACCUUGCAGUGAGCUGGCGGUGUGAACCUGCAAGCACUGACCUCCGCAUCGACUACAAAUACAAUACAGAGGCAAUGACCACACCAGUAGCUCUAAACAACGUCCAGUUCCUCGUCCCCGUUGAUGGAGGAGUAACCAAGCUGCAGGCUGUGCUCCCACCCGCUGUCUGGAAUGCAGAGCAGCAGAGGAUAUUGUGGAAGAUCCCUGAUAUCUCUCAGAAGUCGGAGAAUGGAGGCGUGGGCUCGCUGCUGGCCCGCUUCCAGCUGGCGGAGGGGCCCAGCUCCCCAGCCCCCCUGGCCGUGCAGUUCACCAGCGAGGGCAGCACGCUCUCCAGCUGUGACAUUGAGCUCGUCGGUGCCGGCUACCGCUUCUCGCUCAUCAAGAAGAGGUUCGCGGCAGGUAAAUACUUGGCUGAUAACUGAAGGAAACACAUGGAAAAUAACCAAGGACUACUGUGAGCGGAACGGGUUUUAAUUACAGCUUAAGGAAAAUGAACUAAAUCCUGCACUUGGGACAUUUCCGUCAGAAGUGUCGAUGACUUUCAGAUUUUUUCCUCAGAAAACACCGUCUUGACCAGUCCUACAGUAUUUACUUCUAGAUGUAACAUUGUUAAUGGUUUUAAAAUGUAAUUAUUGUAUUUGUAAAUUGUACUCAUUCCAGUAAGGCCGUAUUUUGGAAGUUAGACACUUGAGUUUUAGCCUUUUACCAUUCAUGAAAUGGAUGUAAUUUAAACUGUGGUAUAUAAAUUUAAUAGUAGUACUGUUGAAUGGCACAAUGCUUACAGAGGUAGAUUACAUUUUGUCAAUAUAUACGAUUUAAAUUCGGUGCAGAUAGCUGUUAUGGGGGGUGCCUCACCGAGGGAGCUCCUUUACUCCCCUCCUGCCCACAGCGUGUCUCAUGGUGGCGAAUAAAGCUCUCCACCUUCAGGUUCAGCUGCUUGACGUGCAGAGCAGUGUUUCUGUGCAGGUGGAGCUCACAGUGGCACUGUGGUUUUGGGGAUGCAUUCCCAGAGCAGGCUCCGGAUUUUUGGUUGCGUUUCCACCGUCCUUUGCUUGCUUCUUCUAUUCAUUUCCUCCACUUUCUGAAAGCCCCACAGGUUUAGGAAGUGCUGUAAGGGUGUGCAGCCCCAUGCUUUUCCUUUUUACCGAUUAGGAGGGGAAAAAUGAUAUCUCUAUACACAGAUACUGAGAAAUGAAGGCAGCACGACCUGACCCUGCCAAAAGCAGCAGCAUUGGGAGCAGCUGUCUCAUGGAGAUGGGAAAACCUUCAAGAGCUGUGCGGAGGUGGAGAGCUCGUUUCAAUGGGGAGCAAAGGAGAAGGCAGCAAUCCGUGCCCAUCCUAAAGGAGAAUAGGAAUGUCUGGAGCUGCUUCAGCUCUGGGAUGGCUCCUGGUUUGGGAUGUGUGUUGCAGGAUGGGCGCUCUGUGUGCACGUUCAUGCAAAGCGUGAAUGCAGGAGGAAAGCACGACUCUGUUACCCAAAUCCACACAGCUUUGCAGAUUUGGAAGCAAACCCGCCAGCACUCCCGGAUGGAGCGCUCUGCCCCUCCCAGCUAUUUGCUCCCCUCUCAAAUGGAAAUAUGUACAAAUGAUGGGACCCAGCCCUUCCUGACAUAGGGCAGAACCUAAAGUUUCUGCCCCAUCAGUUCAUGCUGUGUACAAUUGUUAUAAACUCAUGCUUCCAGAGGACAUCUAUGCCAUAGUCCCGAAAAUAGGGAUUUUAUAAUGUAAAUAUGACCAGAACAUAGAUAUUUUACUUUAUAUUUCAUUUGAAAGACAAGCUGUUUACAUUAGCAUUGGGAUUUUAAAUGCUUUUUAAGGAAAAAAGAAGAAAACCAAAUAACCCAAAGCCCAGCCCAGCUCCCCUCCUCCCGGUGCCGCUCACUGCUGGGACCCAAAUGGGUGCUGUGGGUCAGGUCCUUCUCAUGCUGGUGUUGCCAAUGCCUUGCACAGCGUUUGGGUUCAUUCUUAGCUGUUGCUUCCCCAUUGAAUGCUGCUCCUCUGUUCUGCUGUAGGGCUGCUGUGCGCUCAUCCCUUAGCUCUGCUUCUUUACAAAUCUUCAUUUUGAAGCAUACUCUGACCAAAAUCGAUGGCAUUUGAGGAGACACCCGAGGUCAGGGAUGGGGCUCUGAGCACCUACGGGGCUGUGGGUGUUCCUGUUCAUUGCAGGGACUGGGACCAGGUGGAUCCCUUCCAGCUCAAACGAUUCUUUCUAUGAACAUCACUACAUUGUACAUUCCCUACAAAAAAUUCCUGUCCUAAGGACCUCAUUUCAUCACCAGAAUUAUUCUUUUCUUCUUGCCUCUCACAAGCUGGCAAGGAAAGCAAUCUUUGUAGAGCUGAGGACUCCUAUGGCUGCAGUUGUUCUCAUCCCUCUUUCACUGCAAGGAGAGACAAAGCCCUGUAGGAACAGCUGGGCUCUGACAGCUUUAGCACGCGCUUGGAGCACCUUGCUGCUUUGUUAGACUGCUCUCUCUUGACAUGCAGGAGGUCACUGUGGAAAUGCCAUGCUAGAAUUCUGUCCGUAACCCAUGUAGGGACACCUGAAACCCACCUCUUUCUCCCAGCUCCAUCCAGAGCGCUCUGGGGCUGAUGAAGAUGAUGCCCAGGUGCUUUGGUAGUGUGUGCGCAUCCAAAACGGAGCGGUGAUUUGGGAUGGGAAUGGCAUCGGGGCAGAGGGGGAGGUGGGGCUGCUGAGCUCAGAGGGACCCCCAGCCUCCAAUUGGGAUCCCCAGGGCACGGCCCGACAGAAGCUCUAUCGUUUUACGAAAUCCCUCGUGUAUAAAAUGUUUAUAAAUAUUUGUGGAUGAAGAUACACAGGUCUAUUUUUAAGAUUUAAGUUAAAUAAGUUAACGAAUGGCUGGCCUUUUUUGCCUCGACGUGCAAUGGGAUCUAUUAUACCUUUAGUCUCCGAUGGCCUAGGUACUGCUUAGUCUGUGAUGAAAACUUUGCUGCUUACCCAAUGUUCUCAGAGAAAAGCUGUAAGAGGCGUACAGGUUUGUUGCACACGGACUACUGCAGCAAAGCUUUGUAUUUGACCACUGGUAAUAUGAAUGUGUUGUAUUGACUUGUUGAAGAUAAUCAUGAGACAACAUAUUUUAAAUGUUACUUGCCUUAUAGAUUAGGAUACGGAUACGUGGAUAUCAUUUUUGUAAAUAAUGUUUUUAUAAAUGUCUUUCCUCCAUUCUCCCCAUCAUCCACUCCACCAAAUCUCGAAUAUGCAAUUAUUUACCACGCAUAAUAUUGCAACAAAUAAACCCCCACAUCAGAACAAAAUUUAUUAAUCCUAUACAUGAGAACCACAUGAAACACCCCCUUAAGUUGCAAUUUAAAUGUGAUUUUU